UCCCAUUGACAAGAAAAGAAACCUAAAAAAAAAAAGAAAAAGAAAAAGAAAAAGAAAAAAGAAACAGCCGAGCGAAGCAGUCAGUCAAUUGGCCACGCGGGAAAGCGAGCAAGCGAAUAAGCAUGGCCGACCAAGCGAGAGAAAAAGACGAGUUGAAACAUCCACCGGCGCCCUCGACCCCCAAUGCGAGCACCCAUCUAGUCGGCAUCGCCUCCAUGACACCCCAUACGCCCACGCCCAAUACUGGUAGAACUGCUGCUACCAAUACUACUACUACUACUACCAUCACCACCACAACUACAAUUUCCGCUGCUGCCCUCGGCGCUGCCCCAACCGCCGUUGCCCCGGCCGUUCCCCGAGCGGUGCCGGACCCGAUCGACUUCGCCGAGCUCCCGGGCCUCCCGCGCCUGCGCUACCGCAUCCUCGACUACAAGGCGAAGCUGGCGGUGGUCGUGUUCCUGCUAGUGCUCGAGUCGAGCCUGCUGCCCAUCUCGCUCUACUACGGUCUGGUGCUGGGCACGACGCUGCGGCGCGGCAUCGUCUUCGCCAUCAUCACCUCCUUCUUCGGCGUCGUCACAGGUAUCGAGUUCGGCCUGCGCUGCAUAAAGCUCAUCUGGAUGGGCGACACCUACCGCCCCCGCGGCGGCACCCGCUGGUCCUUCGACUUCACCCACUGGACCCUCUCCUUCGGCUACACCGUCAUGACCGCCAUCCUCAUCGGCGCCUCCAUCCCCCACGAUCCCCUCGUCCGGCCCCUCGCCAUCCCCGUCUCGCUCUUCUUCAUCCAGGUCGGCUGCCAGCUCGUCUGGUCCGGCUGCAUGAACCGCGCCCGCCGCCCGGCCCCCUUCAAGAUCAGCUCCGUCCCCAAGGGCGCCCGCGUACCACCCUUGGUCCUCACAAUCGUCGAGGACAUUGUCGGCGUCGACGGCGCCGGCGGCCGUAAGUACCGAGACGCCCUCAUGGCCCGCUACGAGGCCAGCCCCCGCUUCCGGCACAUGAUUGCCCAGCAGAAUUGGUUCUGGGCCGCCGGCGCCCUGAUCGACAGCAUCGGCACCUUUAUCGUCAUCUGGACCGUGCCCGAGAAAGUGGCCUACGGAGUCGGCUGGGGAAGUCCCUUGAUCUUCGUCGUCAUCUGGACCACCAUCACGGUCCACUGGGUGCGCCUCUCACUCAGGCGCGAGAAGGAGCUCUGGCGAGCGGAGCAUCCCAGGGAGAAACAACGGGGCUCGGUCACGCAGGAAACAAGCUAGUAAUAAUUACUGCCUUGAGCAACACAUUUCGCAUAUUAACCAACACAAAAUUUUCAAAUGAUUACGGGGCAGCGGCAUGGAGACGAAACAUCGCCCCGCCCAUCUCUCUGCCACUGCCUCGUUUCCAAAUCAUGAAGAUAUGGGAGCACAGGGCCGAGCCCAAGGUCAGCUG
This is a messenger RNA of Thermothelomyces thermophilus ATCC 42464, 1422 nucleotides long. RefSeq lists its product as uncharacterized. NCBI's taxonomy places the organism in Eukaryota, Fungi, Ascomycota, Sordariomycetes, Sordariales, Chaetomiaceae. The record is from RefSeq and is a predicted model, not a curated record. Bases 123 to 1250 code for a protein of 375 amino acids. The transcript is spliced from 2 exons.